Molecule: messenger RNA, 9575 nt
Organism: Ostrea edulis (European flat oyster)
Lineage: Eukaryota; Metazoa; Mollusca; Bivalvia; Ostreida; Ostreidae
Product: protein hunchback-like
Exons: 3
Coding region: 119-1984 (621 amino acids)
Source: RefSeq, a predicted model, not a curated record
CUUCUGUGAUUGGAGAUUAGAAAUUAAAAUGGCGUUUUUAGAUAUCGUUGAAGAAUUUUUGAUGUUUUCGAUCACGUAAUAUUACAUCAAAUGACACCAGAUUUUAACCAAGCAGGUAAUGGCAGAAGACUUGGACAGUGGUAAAAUUGAUAGUCAGGAAGAUGUGAAAAAUGAAGUAUGUCAGAAUGAAGAUGACAGAACUACGGAAGAAGUCCCCCAAGAAAGACGGCAAAGCCUGGACACUCCGGGCCUCAUUAUGGUCUCGAGACUGGAAGAACCCAGUAAUGACAGUGCCAUGGCCAGACUCCUUCUGGCCAGCUCAAUGGCUCAACGAGACAUGGCAGUGAACGACCGCGAAACACCAUCAAGUGCCCUAAACCUGUCUGUUCCGGAUCAGGGCGGUAAGCACCAGUAUGUUCCACACCAGAACUCAACAUUGAACAUGGAUGGCAGAAGUGUCGGAUCAUCCAAUCAUAGUCAAUCUCCUCCCGUGUCGGAUGUACAGCGAAACUGUCCGUCUGGUAGUCGCGUGAAUCCGCAGUUAGACAGCAUGCAGGCCGAUGUGGUGGAUUAUGGGAAGGAUGCGACAUACAUGUUACCAGAUUCAUCACCCGAGUCGUCUCCUAUGGAGCCAAUGAUGACGAAUUUUUAUAAAUGCAGACUGUGUAACUUUUGCACUUCGACUUACACUCAGCUGCAACUACACAUGCCAAAGCAUGGAAGUGUAAAAGCACUGAAAUGCCACCUGUGUGACUAUACUACAAAUGAUAAGAGUAACUUUCGUCGACAUCGUAGGCUUCACAUUGGAAAUAACCCAGUCAACGUUCUAAAGUGUGGGAAGUGCUCAUUUUCCACCAUCCUGCCUCGUAAAUUCAGAGAACACUUCGUACAAGUUCACAAUGAACAUCUCGGUCCAAACUUGCCCUACUCUUUACCAACACACAACACGUACCCACCCACGAAUUAUCCCGAUACUCCAUUUGGAAUCAACCAGCCAGACUUGGGAGCUCAAAGUCUUCGUCACACAUCAGGGGGUGGAAAUUUUUCGGCAUCCAAUGCCCUCCAUUCUUUGCUGACAGGAAUCCAUCAUCAAGUUCCUACGGUGAACUAUCAACACCAGCCCUAUACUGCGCAGACACAAGGAGUACAGGCUCAGUUCGGAGGUUACAUGACACCAAUGAGACAACAGGCCAACGAGGAGAAUCACAUGGCUUCUAACUACUUGCGCUCAAUAGUUUCAUCAAUCAUGAAUACUCACCCGCCUCAUCGGGUACCGCCUAGCAGCACCAUCACGUCCUCUGGGUAUUACGUCAGCCCGUCGGGACGAGAUCAUACUCAUGUGAGUGUCUCGCAACCUACAGUCAUGUCAGAUGGCAGAGGGCAUCAAGUCAAGGUGAAGACGGAACCACCCGAGCGUGAAGACACCCCCGAUGUUUCCAGUUCAGUGAUCCCACAUCGUCAGCAGCGUUUUCCCGACAGUCUGGGAAAUGUGCCUCCAUUUCAAGAGCAGCAUCAGAAGGCCCUCAUGGGAUUAGACAGCAAUGAGGCAUCUACAUCUAUGAGGGCAAAUUCUGCUGAGUCAUCGUGUUCAUCUCGGGCCGGAGGACGAUCCAACAGCGUUAACACUACCGUUAAAAUUGAAAUUCAAAACCGGGGAACUCAGUGCAAUCUUCCACACAUCAAAGCAGAAUCGUGCUACGACUCGCUCGUUUCCGUUACAGACCAAGGCGUGCAGUGUGAACUUCUUGUCAACAGAGGGCACUUAUCUCAGCAUGAUAUGUCAUCAGCCAAUGAAACGGGGUCAAGUCUGCAGCCAAGCAACCGCUGUCACCAUUGUGGUAUAUCCUUUGAUGACGAAGUGUUGUAUUACAUCCAUGUUGGCUGUCACAGCCACACAGAUCCUUUUGUUUGUAAUGUGUGUGGCAAACAGUGUGGCAACAAAUAUGGAUUCUAUUCCCACAUCAUGAGAGGCCAUCAAUGCUAAACCUGCAUUGUCAUUUCUUUCUCCCCCUGCAAAUGUUCAGAUUUUAGAGUCGUUAUAUUGCAUUUAAUUAUCAAAAUGCAUUUAAUAGUGAUAUGUAUGGGAAGCAAAGUCCUUAUUUUUCUUAACAUUUCGUAUUUCAUUUGUUAGUCAUGAACAUUUAUUUUUGUUGGCUUCUUUUUUAAGUUACUUCUUACUCAAGUUUUUGAUCUCAGUGCACAAAUUUUUGCAAGAGUAGUUUCCCUUUGUAAUGCAAUGUAAAGAUCUCCAGAUAUAUUUUUUCUUCAUAUCAUCAGCACACUAAACAUGUCAUCUUCAGAUGCUUGUGCAUAUUGUGUAAAAAAAAAAAACCAACCUGAAAUAUCUAUGAAUGAACAUUUAUGAUUUUGUUGUUUCGAGUAUCGCUGUUCAUUUUCUACAUUUUACCCACUCAUUGUGCUCAUAUUGGGCUAGAAUUUAAAUAUAAUAGACAUCACCUUUUCAGUAAAAUUUCAACAUUAUGAUAUAAAUAUCGCAAGAUUUUGGUAUUUGACAGAAAUUUAGAUUGUCAGAUACAUUCAUGAGACCAUACAUGUAUCAUUCAAUUCGUCAGAUGCAUUCAUGAGACCAUACAUGCAUUGAUUCGUCAGAUGCAUUCAUGAGACCAUACAUGUAACAAUUCGUCAGAUACAUUCAUGAUACCAUACGUGUAACAACUCGACGUUCGGCUCUGUUUUACUCAGUUCUCCUUAUUCUACAAAUGCAAGUGCGGAUUUCGGAAUGUAAACAUUUGUUCCUGUAUUGAGAUUUUGGAAUUGCUUAUUAAAACUCAAUGUGCGGAAUUUAUGAAAUAAAUGUUUAAGAUAUAUGCAAAGAAAGGUUUGGGUAAAUAGAUUACUUUUUGGAUAUGCAACAUACAUGUUAGAAGAAAACUCACCAGUAUUCAGAAUAUCAUAUUCUACAUUUCAUGUUAUUACAUUGUGCAAGUAGUACAUUUUUUUUAUAACAUACAUGUAUUUUUGUCUAUUUGUUUAGUGUAUAAGAACUCCAAGAGCUUUAAGUAUUUAAAUUUUUCACAUCCAUGCCAUUUAUAUAGGCAAAAUGAAUACCAAAUUCAUGUUGUUAACUUAAAGCUUGAGAUUGAUCAAUCAGAAUUGUUUUUGUUUGCCAAAUUUAUCUAGGAAAAAUUCUGUAAAACAAGGAUGUAUUUGCUUUUAGGAAUCAGUAACUUCUAGUUGUUUUCUGCAACAUAUAUUAUAUUUCUGUAUCAUUAGUAGGUAAAAUCAACACAUUCUAAUAUUAUAGAAACCAUUUCUGUGAACAGAUCUCCCUUGUGUGUGGGUUUAGGGGUGAUGGGUUGGGAAAGGUCAAGUAAGUCUGGAUUCCCCUACCCCCUCCCGGACUUUCCAAGUGACAUGUGUAUGUUGAAAACAGUAAAAAUCAUCCCCUGCCAAGACAUCCAGAUUAGUGUACAUUUUGUAAAAUCCAAUACGGAUGUACAUCAGCCCUUAUUUUGGAAAAGACUUGAAUCCUCCUCUCUGUUCAGUUACUUACUAAUAGGUAUGAUAUAUAUAUACAUUCAGUGUGUAUGUGAUUUACCUCAUAGUAAGCUAUGAAUAGUUCCAAGACGAGGAUUGUUGUCUUUAUUGGAAAUCGAGUAGGCAAUACAUGCCAUGUAUCAUUCUUCCCAGAAUUCAUUGUGUGUGUAUUUAGCCUCGGACUAGAAUGUACUCUUUCAUUGGAUGAAACAUGUCACAUGUUUCCCGGUCAUAUUUCUAUAGACAUUCAAAAUAUAGACAACAAUUUGAAUGACGCUGCUGAAAUUUAUGACAUUUUUUAAGAAUGCAAACAUUUUCUGUAGUAGUAAAGUCAUCAACAAAAGAGAACAAUUAAGUUCAUUACUGACUGUCUACAAAAACAUAUCAGGUUGAUCCAAGUUUAUAGAUGGCUCAGCUUGUGUCUUGGUGUAUGUUGACUUGAUAAGUCUGAUAAAUGUAGACAGUUUGUAACAAACCUAAUAACUGAUUAUGCCUUACCUCCUGCAAAUUUGUAAUAUUAUCAGUGGUUUACAUCGAUCACAUGAAGACAACACCGAGUCAGUGGUAGCCAUUAGGCUUUAUACACAGUGAAUAGACAAGUUACUUCCCUUGCUAUGCUUUGGUUUCAAAGUUACAGACUGCUCUACUGUUACUACACAGCUAAAAACUCCAGCCAAAGAGAUAAAUUUCCUACUGUUAAAACUGAACACCGUUUCUCAUGUCUCUUGUUUGUGAUGUCAUAGUUAUUUCAGGUCACAGCGUCUCCUACAUGAUUGCUCAAAAUCAUGCAAGUUUCAUUUCUCAUGCAUUUUUGUUGAUUUUAAAAUUGGCAGUUGAUAAGUCAUAUUCCUUACGAACCAUGCAACAGAUAAUACACAUAGUCAUAACCCAUCAUGCAGCUCAUUUUUACACAAAAAUACCAAGGUAUCUAAAAUCCACAUAUUUUUUUCAUAUAUAGGAGAUAAAAUGUAAAGUUUAUCUAACCCGGUUAAAGCAAUAUGCACACAUCAUUCAACUUUUUAGAAUAUUUUUAAAUACAUGGCAGCUGUAAAUUUCAUCGUUUUUAUUUUAUUUCAUUCAACAGAAGACUUGCCUGUAAAUGACAGUUGUAAAAUAGCAUCAUGUAUUCCUAAUAAACAGAAAUGAAUGCGUCUAUCCAGAAAGGCCGGAAAAUACACGGUAGAAAGGGGGGGGGGGGGUGAAUUAAUUCAAUGAUUCAUGGAUAGUUUGUAUGUCCUGAUUGAAAGUAAGGGUUGAAUAUAGAAAAACAUCUGGAAUUUGUUUUUUUCAUAAUUUUUGUUGUUGAUCAGUUUAAGGAACAAGCAAUUUUCGUGAACAUAUUAAAUUUGUACAAAACUACUCUGAUGUGAACAAUGCUUGUGAUGUAUAUUUGCUUUAUAUAGCUUUUACCAAUAUCAUGUAUAUAGGCAGUGUUGGUGCAAUCCGAAAGUAGAGAAAUGAGUUAUCAUUGAGUUAGUUCUUCACUGCAUUGUAUGUUGAAAGGGUAAUGAAGCUGUUAUUUUGUCCUGAAUGAUUUAAGUGCGAUUAUGUUCCUAAAUAUGUGGACUGCAGGCAUCUUGCAUUUCUUUUAGAAUUGGUGGCAAAACUGCAGGAAUUGCAUGCGUUUUAAUUACAUGUGUUUUGAUUGCGUGGUUGGAUUACAUGUGUUUUAAUUACAUGUGUUUUGAUUACGUGGUUGGAUUACAUGUAUUUUAAUUACAUGUGUUUUGAUUAUGUGGUUGGAUUACAUGUGUUUUAAUUACAUGUGUUUUGAUUAUGUGGUUGGAUUACAUGUGUUUUAAUUAUAUGUGUUUUGAUUACGUGGUUGGAUUACAUGCAUUUUAAUUACAUGUGUUUUGAUUAUGUGGUUGGAUUACAUGCAUUUUAAUUACAUGUGUUUUGAUUACGUGGUUGGAUUACAUGUGUUUUAAUUACAUGUGUUUUGAUUACGUGGUUGGAUUACAUGUAUUUUAAUUACAUGUGUUUUGAUUAUGUGGUUGGAUUACAUGUGUUUUAAUUACAUGUGUUUUGAUUACGUGGUUGGAUUACAUGUGUUUUAAUUACAUGUGUUUUGAUUAUGUGGUUGGAUUACAUGUGUUUUAAUUACAUGUAGCUGAUUCCUUUAAUUUUCUGAUUUAAUCAUAACAUAGGAAUGAAUAGGUCAUAAUCUAAUUGGACAGGUUAAUAUAUAUAUUGUCACAUAUUUAUAAAUUUAUCAAAGACAUUUGGGGUAAUCUUUGUAUGUACUUACAUUUCUAUUUUCUGACCAAUAACUGAAGUAAACAGUUUCUUAUACAUUUUUUUUUUACGAGAUGUAUCUUUUAGUAAAUGAUUAUAGGUUGUUUUUUUCUCUCUCUCUUUUUUGCGAUACUGUUAGUUUAUUUAGUGAUGUAAAAUAUAGCUGUAUAAAUGUGUUCGUGUGCAAUACCCUAGUAUGUAUCAUAUUGACUUCUAGGACAGUCAUAUAUAUUGUAUUGACUCGAUAACUGGUAUAAUCAGAAAUCAGGUGAUUUAUUGUUGAAAAAAGCAUUCUGCAGAAAUCGAGUGGCCAUAUUAUUAUUGGAUAUAUUGUGGAAUCAUUGUAAUUCGUGGGGGGGCCAAUGUUUGUGGGUAAGGAAAAUUUUGCUGGUUCAUGGAUACGUAAUUUUGUGGGGAAGGGAUAUGGUGUCACCAGGAGAAAUAACUCUACUUGGUUUAAAUGUUUUGAGGACACGUGCAUAUGUUGGUAAGAAUGACCCACGGACAUCAAUCCCCCACAAACAAUGAGGAUUUCACAGUAUUUAGAAACAAGCAGAAUGUUUAUAUAUACAGUCACACACAUAGACACACAGACAGGCAGACACACACACAGGCACACACACACACAUAGACACACACACAGACAGGCAGACACACACACAUAGACACACACACAGGCACACACACAGACAGGCAGACACACAGAUAGAUGCACACACAGACAGACACACAGGCACACACACACACAAGCAGACACACAUAAACACACACACAGGCAGACACACACAGAGGCAGGAUUCAUUCUUGUGUUACCCUGCGAUCAGGGAAAUAAUGUUAAGUUUAUCUCUCAUGUAACCUGCUUUCAUAUAGUUUUAAAUUUCUGCUUUAUUCAACUUAAUGUCAUUAAUGACAGUCUAUGUGAUUAAUAGUUGCCCAUUGUGGGCAUAUAAAUUGUUUUUGAUGAGCCUGAAAGAAACAUGCACAAAAAAUGGGUGUGAAUAAAACGUUUGAUAUGGAUUAAAUUAACAUUUUUUCAAAAUCCUAUGAAAUUAUUGAUAAAGUUAUCAAUAUUUAAUAUUUACAUUUUUAUUGUUUUUGCCUUCAAUUUCUUUACAAAUUGUAAUGAAAGCCAUUUCUUCAUGAACAAAUUACAAUUAAAAACAGUGCAUGUAUGAAUCUUGAUACGUUAUGAAUCUUGAUACAUAUAGUACAUAACUAUUUUAACGGCUUGGAAUUCUGACAGAAAUGAAAGUAGAAUGUAAAUAUAAGAAAUGUUUCCCUUUUGAUAUUACACGGCAUGAACUGCAGCACUUCACAGCAGCAUACUUUUCAUGAAGUUUGCUGGCAUGAAGCAUCACAGUUUAUUUACAUAUUUUCAAAAUUGAAGUUUAUUUCUUAAAUCAGAUAUUGUUUGAAAUAGACAAAGUCUCCUGUUGAGUGCUGACAGUUUUAUUCACACCAGGGUUUUUUUUUUUUGUGGCAGUGUAUUUGACUACAUCUUCAUUUAAGAUCGGUUUCUUGGUAGCCAAUCAGAACUGUACAGAAUCUCAGGGCUCUUUUACACAUAGAAAAUAUAACUUUCAGUCAAACAAUCUUGAUUUCAGUUUAUCAGGGUAAUGAAAUUGAUGUAGUGAAUGUCAUCUGAGCUUUCUGCAAUUCCAUGACAGCUUUAAAGUCUGAGUUUAUUAUUUUUCUAUGACUUGCAAACAAAACAAACUACAAUCAAACAUCGUUAUCUCGAAUUCAAUGGUGCAGAGAAUUUUUUUUUAAAGAUAUGAUUGUGAGGGUUCAAGAUAUUUAGGUUAAAAUACAUAUAGAAAAUAUGAUUUUGAACUUCCAACUCACUUUGACACAUCCAUAGUAUUCGAGAUAUCGAUGUUCGAGAUACUGAAGAUCAAUUAACUGUAUACCUACAAUGUCACGUUGCUGGUUUGAUUUUUAAGAAAGGCUUUGUAAUGACCUACAAAAAUUUUGAUUUUGUGUAUCGCAGGAAUAUUCAGGUGCUUUAAUGAUUUAAAGUUGAGUUUUUCUCAAUUUGUACUGUUGUUGAUAAUAUCAUAUGUUUACUCUCCAUUUGAAAGCUUUCCAACAGAUUUCAUUUUGUUUUAUAUCAAAUCAGCAUAAAAUGCUAGUCGAUUUUUUGUAUAUAAUAUAUCCCCAUCAGUUAAUCAAGCAUUUCAUCUCUUUUUUUAGUCCUGGUGCUUUAUUUUCAUGUACAUGCUUGACUAGAAUCCAAUAUUGCAGCUUUUUAAGUGGUGGUUCCAGUAUAGACUAGGACCCAAGAAAAUUUGCUCAUAGCUGUGUAUUUUUGUAUACACAUGUGUUUGUUUUUCUCUGUUUUAUCCACAGUUUAUUUUUGUUAUGAUAUUCAUUUGUUCUAGUGAAGUUUUUGGUCAGUACAUAGUAAGUAUGAAGUUUGUUAAAACUUUUGCGAUCAGACUUCUGUCCAUAUUACUGAGAUCACUGGUCAUUAGAAUAUUCAGAUGUUGAAUUAAUGAAUAUGUAUUAAAGUAACAAAGAGGUACUUAACUUGUGACUUGUUUAGACCCCAUUUGUAUGAUUUGUAUUUGUACUUUGAAUUUGUUAUUAGCAAUUUAAAUUGAAAAAAAAAUAUAUAAGAUUUUGCAUUUUCAACUUUGUAUUUUCACCUUCAGAUUAUUUUUUUUUUAAAAUCUACAUCACUUUUUCAGCUAAGACAUAGCUUUACUAUAUGCAUGUUUCAGAAUUUAGUAAUAUAUGUGAAGUUCACAGAUGUAUGUUUUUAUUGAGGUUUUUUUUUAAAAAUUAGAUAUGAACCAAAGUUUUACAAGUUCUUUAAGCUAAGACGAGCUCUACAUAAUAUUACGUAGACUAAUGAACCAUGUCAAAGGUGUUUCCAGGAGUAACUCCGAAAAUUAUUUAAUUUUUCCUCUGGUAUUACCAAUGUGUAAAAGAUUUAUUUAUAAAGAUAUCCGAGUUACCUAACUUUUUAUGAUGACCUUGCUUUUAACGGCAUUUGUUAAAAACAAUUUUUUAAAAAUGAUGAAAACCGUGUGUUUAGAAGUAAAAUGAAUAGAAUUUACCGUAUGGAAUGUAAUUUAUUCCCACAAUUUCUCAAUUAAGUCCAAAACAGUGAGGAAAAUUUAUAUAGUUAUAUAGGGAGGAAUAGUAUAUUUGAACAUCAUAGAAAAUUUACAAAUCUCUUAUUUUUUAGGAAUCUUAUAUUUGUACUUAUUACAACCAACCAAACUAAAAUAUAUUAUAUUAACCCAUGCAUGAACUGACUGACAUGGAGGUCUUGAUUUUCAAAUAAUCCAUAAAUAUAAUCAUGAGGUGAAUAAAAGACAACAGAAUUUCCAUAUUUUGUUCGUUUUUAGGUUGACAUUAGAUUUCUCGGCCCUACAAUUAACUACGUUUUGUAUCGUAACUCUGUUUUAGCUGAUACUUCAGAUUGGUUGAUUUUCUUCUAGCCUUCCAUUGUGAUUUGUAGGACAACUGGGUUUUUUUUAUUGGUGAUUUAUGUUUUUAUUAUGGAUGGCACAUGCAGUGAAAAGUUUUGAUUUAUUCAAAGAGAAGUCAUUGGGUUUUUAAAUGUAUUUCAUGUAAAUUUCAAUCAACAGGUGGUAAGUUCAAUUCUUAUUGAGUAAAUUCUCAAUCAGUGUUAAUGAAAUAUAAAAUGGAUAAGGAAACGUGAUUGACAUGGAGGUUCCCAGAAACACACUUGACAUGGUUUCCAGUGCCUAUUUUGUACUUUGCUGUUGUAUGUUAGUUUUAGAAUUUUUAUUGCUAUGUAUUGGUUAUUACGGCAGCAUGUUGUAAUCUUUGUUAUAUCACUGCUGAAAAAUAAAUUUGAAUGAUCA